Eufriesea mexicana is the source of this 777-nucleotide messenger RNA. It is a transcript of the gene DENR, whose product is annotated as density-regulated protein. The coding region runs from base 200 to 751 and encodes 183 amino acids. NCBI's taxonomy places the organism in Eukaryota, Metazoa, Arthropoda, Insecta, Hymenoptera, Apidae. Gene Ontology annotation, biological process: translation reinitiation; formation of translation preinitiation complex. The record is from RefSeq and is a predicted model, not a curated record. The transcript has 5 exons. Gene Ontology annotation, molecular function: translation initiation factor activity; mRNA binding.
UAGAUGUCGAAUUGUUAACCUUACGUAGUACUGAUUUGAAUAAGAAAUAGUGCAUACUUUGUUUAAGGAAAGUAUUAUAGACCAAUAAAAAAUAUUUCCUGAGGAGUAAAACUAAACUGCAAAAAUUGGAAAGACGUUAACGUUUUAUCAAAUAAAUCCACAUCAAGCUUUACGAAAGUAAGGUUAAGCGUCUGAAAGAAUGUCGGCAGAGGAACAGUCAAAUUUGCGUUUAGGACCUGAUCCUAAUGUCACUUAUCCGAUUCAAGUACAAUAUUGUGGAAACUGUUCUCUUCCUAUUGAGUAUUGUGAAUAUUAUCCAGAAUACGAAAAAUGUAAGCAGUGGUUAGAAAGAAAUUUACCAACAGAAUUUGAAAAAGUUAAAUUAGUAGAGGAUAAUACUACAGAAGCAGGUGGAGGUGAAGAUGAAAAGAAACGACAAAAACGUGGUGGUAAAGGUAUACUUAAGACAAAGAAAAAAGGAGAUGUUCCAAAAUUAGUGACUGUAUCUAGAGCACCUAGAGGAAGAAAGAAAUCAGUUACAGUUGUUACUGGUCUCAGCACUUUUGACAUAGAUCUAAAAGUAGCUGCAAAAUUUUUUGGUAGCAAAUUUGCAUGUGGAUCUAGUGUAACAGGGGAUGAUGAAAUAGUUAUACAAGGAGAUGUAAAAGAUGAAUUAUUUGAAAUAAUUCCAGAAAAAUGGCCACAGAUCGAUGAAGAUUCCAUAGAUGACCUCGGGGAUCAAAAAAGAUAAUGGGACAACUAAAAUCUUACUUGCAC